This is a messenger RNA of Lemur catta (Ring-tailed lemur), 1543 nucleotides long. It is a transcript of the gene GARIN1B, whose product is annotated as golgi associated RAB2 interactor 1B. Gene Ontology annotation, cellular component: nucleus. The record is from RefSeq and is a predicted model, not a curated record. Lineage: Eukaryota; Metazoa; Chordata; Mammalia; Primates; Lemuridae. The transcript has 7 exons. The coding region runs from base 101 to 1132 and encodes 343 amino acids.
GCUGAUUGGUGGUCCCAGGGCUUGGCCAGCAGCCCAAGGCCAGGAGGGAAGAGGGAGAUCCCAGGACAAAUGUGCAGCAGGCCCCUGAGCAUGUGUAGAAAUGUCAUCAGUUCCACAUAGAAACACUUGGCAGAAAUCGAAGAAGACAGUAAAAGUCACAAGAUCCUAUCCAACCUUCCCUUCCCUUAAUGCCUGGGAAGAAUUCAGGGGCCUCUUGCCUGCGGUUGGGGAACUGAACCCUGGAGUGGCCUUGGGUGUGGAGGAGGGACUGCUCUGCCAGCUGGUUCAUUCUCCAGAAUUCAACCUGUUUCCUGACUCCAUGGUGUUUGAAAGCAACUUUGUCCAGGUCAAAAGGGGCAGGAAUUGGAUAGACAUCUACAAGGCUUCCAACACCAUGGCCCUUGGAGUGACCUCCUCUGUGCCCUGCCUGCCCCUUCCCAACAUCCUCCUCAUGGCCAAUGUCAAAUGGCACCAGGGGCAGAACCAGACAUGGAACAGACCAUCUACAGCCCCAAAAAUCAUCCUGAAGAGGAUUCUCCCAUUGAAGUUUGUGGAGCUCCGGGUGUGUGACCGCCUUCAGCGCAUCAUGCGGUUGAGGACAGUCACUGAGAAGGUCUAUUACCUAAAGCUCCACCCCAACCAUCCUGCGACUGUCUUCCACUUCUGGAUCCGACUGGUUCAAAUUCUGCAGAAGGGUCUGUCCAUCACCACCAAAGACCCUAGGAUUCUUGUCACUCACUGCCUGGUACCCAAGAACUCCUGCAGCCCCUCAGGAGACUCCAAGUUAGUACAGAAGAAACUCCAAGCCUCCCAGCCCAGCGAGAGCCUCAUUCAGCUAAUGGCCAAGGGGGAGAGUGAAGCAAUCUCUCAGAUUUUUGCCGACUUGCACCAGAAGAAGCAGUUCAGGAGCAGCAAAAAGAUGGAGACCAGCAAGGACAGCUCAGAGAAAGAUACUCCCUCCAAAGAGGACGACAGCAUCCCUUGUACCCUCGACCUCAGUUGGAGGGAUUCGUUCACGUAUGGAGAGUGGGAAAGAGAGAACCCCUCUGGGCCGCAGCCGCUCUCACUCCUCAGCACUCUGGCAGCCUCCACCAGGCCACAGCUGGCCCCACCCAUAGGCAAUUCUAUUUGAGCCACCCUUUCAUGCUGGGGAGAAUCUAUGCAGCCCUCACCAACACCACUCUGCAAUAUUCAGCUCGAGGGGCUCUGUGGCUGGAGGGGCAGAGAAAGCUGUAACCAAGGGAAAACUGGAAUCAUCUCAUGGAGACAUCAGAGCCUUUCCUCAUUCAGCUGUACAUAACACACCUCAGCGCAGCCCACCUCCGUCCCACAGCCAGAGCGGGCCCAGGAAGAUGCAAGAGACGGAGGAGGGGGAGAAAGGGAAGCCGGGCCAGAGGAGAGGCGGAAGAGAACAGAACCGAGGUGAAGAGGAAAGUGGCGGGAGGAAGUCAGAGAAGAGGAGAGACCCAAAGAGAAGUGGCAACAGAAGGAAACAGAAGAGACUUGGCAGAAGACAUAAAGAGGAUAAGAGAAGAAACACAUC